AGAAAUAUAAAAUAGUAUAUCUACUGUGGAAAACAGUAUGGUGGUUCUUCAAAAAAUUAAAAACCAAAUUACUGGGGCACCUGGGAGGCUCAGUCAUUGAGCGUCUGCCUUCGGCUCAGGUCAUGGUCCCAGGGUCCUGGGAUCAAGCCCCACUUUGGGCUCCCUACUUCACAGGAGGCCUGCUUCUCCCUCUCCCACUCCCCCUGCUUGUGUUCCCUCUCUCACUGUGUCUCUCUCUGUCAAAUAAAUAAAUAAAAUCUUUAAAAAAUAGAUAAAUAAAUAAAAAUAAAAACCAAAUUACUAUAUGACCUGGCAGUUCUGGUAGAAGCAACCUAAGCAUCCACCAACGGACAAGUGGAUAAACCAAAUGUCUCUUAUACAUACAGUGGAAUAUUAUUUAGCUUUGAAAAAGGAAAUAAAUCCCAACACCUGCUAUAACAUGGAUGGACCUUGAACACAUUAUCCUAGGUGAAAUAAGCCCAUCACAAAAGGACAAAUCCUAUGCGAUUUCACGGAUAUGAGGUCCCUCAAGCAGUCAGAUUCAUAGAGACAGAAAGUGGAAUGGAGGUUGCCAGGGCCUAGCGGGAGGAGGGAAUGGGGAAUUACUGUUUAACGGGGACAGAGCUUCAGUUUGGGAAGACGAAAAAGUUUCUGGGGGUGGACGGUGGUGGCAAUUGCAAAAUAAUGUGAAUGUACCUAAUGCCACCGAACUGAACUCUUAAAAAUUGUUAUGAGGUUAAAUCCCAGGUUAUGUGUAUUUUACCACAGUUUUUAGAAAUUUUAAUUCAAAUUUUAAAAACAAGACACAAAGAAGUAUAUACUGUAUUAUUCCGUUUAUUUACAGCGUGGUACUCAGCUGAUGAUAUUCAAUGUCAAGAUAAUGGUUACCCUUGGGAGGGAAGAGUAACUAGAAAGCAGGAGGAGGUUCUAGGGUAUGGGAAUAUUCUAUCUCUUGAUCUGGCUGUUAGGAUAUAGGUGUGUACCGUGUGUGAACUUCUCUGAGCUCUCCAGUUGGGACUUGUACAGUUUCCUAUGUGUCUGUUACACUCCAAAAAUGAUUCCAAAAAAUGUAGAUCCUUAGCCCGACAGCAGACUGUCGUGUCAGAAUCUCUGAGGAUGGGACCUGGGGAUCCUGCAUCAUAAAACCCUCCCUUCCAAGUUUUUCUUAAGAGCAUUGGAUUUAGGGAAUCUUUGCUAAAGGAAAGGGACUAGGGAAAUAUCCUCCCCAUGCCCAGGAAUCCCAUUCUGCGCUAACAAUAAAUAUUCCUUAGAAAAGAAAUUCUUGAUAUCUUUGAGUCAUUUAGCUUCUCCGGUUAGGAAAAUGCAUGUCAUCUUUCAGGAGCUGAGAAAUCGGUGAUGUACAGAAAUGUGUAUUUUAAUAUAUUACAUUUUAAAAUAUUAUUUCUUGUAAUUCGUCAUACACGCAAUAACUCACGAAUGUUUUAUUGAGGCCCUCUAAAAACUGGCGGGUGCUAGGACCUAAUGGAAGUCAGGCUUUCAGGAGGAGGGGACCGUGGGGCGUGGUGCCAUUAAGCAGGUACAGAAAAGCCAGUUCUUCCACCUGUAAGCUAAUGAGGCUCCAUUUCAGCUCUCUCCACACCAUCUCCAAGACAUCAACAGCUUUUACACUUGCUUGUUAAACCAAAAGCAUGUUUCUUGCAAAGGCUUUAUUGGAAGGGGCCGAUCGAGGCCUUGGAGAGGCUCUUGGAGGCCUUCUUGGAGGAGGCGGUCAGAGAAGAGGAGGAGGAGGGGGAGGAAGAAAUAUCGGAGGGAUAGUUGGAGGAAUUGUGAAUUUCAUCAGCGAGGCUGCAGGAGCUCAGUACACCCCAGAACCACCUCCCACUCAGCAGCAUUUCACCAACGUGGAGGCCAAUGAAAGGGAGGAAGUUCGUCGGUUUCGGCAACAGUUUGCCCAACUGGCGGGACCGGACAUGGAGGUGGGUGCCACUGACCUAAGGAAUAUUCUCAACAAAGUCCUUUCUAAGCACAAGGACCUGAAGACUGACGGCUUUAGCCUUGACACCUGCCGGAGCAUUGUGUCUGUGAUGGACAGUGACACGACUGGCAAGCUGGGCUUCGAAGAAUUUAAGUACCUCUGGAACAACAUCAAGAAGUGGCAGUGCGUUUAUAAGCAAUAUGACAGGGAGCGGUCUGGGUCCCUGGGAAGUUCUCAGCUGCUCGGGGCUCUGCAGGCAGCGGGUUUCCAGCUAAAUGAACAACUUUACCAAAUGAUCAUCCGCCGAUAUGCCGAUGAGGAUGGCAGCAUGGAUUUCAACAAUUUCAUCAGCUGCCUGGUCCGCCUGGAUGGCAUGUUCCGUGCCUUCAGAUCCCUGGAUAGAGAUGCAGAUGGCCUUGUUCAAGUGUCCCUCCAGGAAUGGCUGCAGCUGACCAUGUAUUCCUGAAGCCAGCGCCCUCCCUGAGGACAGGACUCCUGAAAGCCUCGCCACGCAGUCCUCACUAUGGCUGAUACCCAGAGCUGUCAUUUCCGGCGAGCUCGUACACCUCCCUGCAUGCUUCUGAGCUGGGGCUGCCUUUUAGCAUCUAAUUAAAACAGAUUUUUUUUUUUAAAUGAAAAAUGUUCUGAGUGGUUUGUAUGUCAGCUCUUUGAGACACUGGAUGUGUAUGAACAUAUAUAUGUGAUGGGGGGUGCAUGGGGCAGAGCCUCCGUGGAGUAGAUUUUAAUAGUGCAUUGCUUAUUUGGUGAGUGAAUUCCAAAGAAUAGGAAAUUUGUUGUUAUUGAGAAUGAAAUCUUGAAAAAACCCUGGAAAGCCCUCAAGAGAUCUAUUUUUCCCUUUAAAAAGGUGAGGAGGAGGGAAGUUCAGAAUCUGUUUUUCUCUUAAUUUCACAUCUGGUCUUUCCAUUAUAUAAAAAGAAAGAAAGAGAGAGAGAGAGAGAGAGAGAGAGAGAGAGAGAGAGAGAGAGAGAAGAAAGAAAGAAAGAAAGAAAGAAAGAAAGAAAGAAAGAAAGAAAGAGAAGGAAAGAAAAAGAAAGAAAGAGAAAGAAAGAAAGGAAAGAAAGAAAGGAAGGAAGGAAAGAAGGAAAGAAAAAGAAAAAAAGAAAGAAAGGGAGGAAAGAAGGAAGGAAGGAAGGAAGAAAAAGAAAAGAAAGAAAGAAAG
Molecule: messenger RNA, 3116 nt
Organism: Mirounga angustirostris (Northern elephant seal)
Lineage: Eukaryota; Metazoa; Chordata; Mammalia; Carnivora; Phocidae
Gene: CAPNS2
Product: calpain small subunit 2
Exons: 1
Coding region: 1650-2402 (250 amino acids)
Cellular component (GO): calpain complex
Molecular function (GO): calcium ion binding
Source: RefSeq, a predicted model, not a curated record